Messenger RNA from Acanthisitta chloris (rifleman), 1025 nucleotides. RefSeq names its product KIAA1467 ortholog (gene FAM234B). The record is from RefSeq and is a predicted model, not a curated record. Lineage: Eukaryota; Metazoa; Chordata; Aves; Passeriformes; Acanthisittidae. The transcript is spliced from 3 exons. The annotation marks the transcript as partial.
CAAUCUGGUCCCAGACCUCAGCACUCAGGGCUGCACCACCUCUAUCUCCUCCAUCCUGUUUUUCCUACAGUCCUUCUGGACCUCACCAAUGCAACAGAGAAAGUCAUUGCUUCAGCAGUUGGCAUUAACGAUCUCCAGAAGGAUGCAUUUCACAUCACUGUGACAACAACUGCAACCUCUGAAAAACAGCCAGGAUUUCUCUCGGUCAGCAAGCUGGGCCUGAAGUGGGCCAUGAUGAGUCAAGGUCGAAUGAUGUGGUUAAAGGACACCACCACUCCGAAAAUCAGCCGUGGAGAAGUGAGGCGAUUUCUUGCCCGUCUGAAAUUUGUUGACUUUCCUCAGAAGCUCUAGCCUGGUGGUUCCUCAGAUUUUGGUUGGAUCUGUCAUCUGUAUGGAGAAUACAGGAAGCUGCUCUGCGGAUCUUCAGGAAAACUGCUACGUAGAGGGAAUGGGGGCUAAAAGCACUUUCCCUUUCUUUAGCUCUCUGGGGAAUGCUGCUGGAGGUAGGUUUGUCCUAAGCAGACCUGUCCUGCACCAGAGGAAACUUGUUCAGCAACUCCCCCUCCAUAUGUUCUUGCAUGCUUCCUUCCAGGUAACACAGAAAUGUGAAUUUAGGAUUUAUAGACAUAUAUAUAUAAAAACAGGCUUUAUAUAUAUAUGUGUUAAUUUAUACAAUAUAUGUAUAUUUUUUGUAUGUUUAAUUUAUGAAUGAGAUUUAGGACGCACCUUUUUAUGUCCAAUCAGUAUUCCCAGGCAGUCAAACAAGCUCUAGGCCUAGAGUGGGCCACGAUGAGUCAAGGCAAGUGGUGUGACUAAAGGACACGACCUGCUUUAAUCUUUAUAUUUUUGGAGAGAAGCCUCUGUGUCGCUCCUGCAGGGUUGGUCUUGUCUACAACUUCUCCUGUGCUCUCAGCCAUCUUCUCCAUACUGCUCCCAAACUCACAAUCAAGCUAGCUCUCUGGCUGAAUUACCUGAUAUAGAGAAAGAUGGUCCCCCACAGCAUUUCCCAGGUCUUGCACUUGUGU